GCCCUGGAAAGCCUCAGUGGUUCAUGCAAGGUCUUGGUCAGACAAGCAUGAUGACCUCAGGUCUAAAGUGCUGGAGACCUGGAAGUCCCUGCUACUGUCAGCCGGCAGCCUGACUAAGGUGGGGGUCAGUCUUUUGAAAGCCCAGGAGAUUCCAGAUGCUGAAGCCAGGGUCAUGCAGAUUGUCAAUGAUGUAUUCUUGUGCAAGUCUACGGCAACUUUGCAAGCCAGGGCGUCAGCUUUGCUUCACUAUGUCAGGUGGCGGAAUUCAGCCGGCUUAGACCCCGCUGCAUUUCCAGUGGAUGAAGAGGAUGCAUACGAGUACGUUUGUUUCCUGCGUUCCGAAGGUGCGCCAAAAUCUGAGGCCGUGAAUUUUGCAGGGGCCCUCUUGGGGUUUGAUUUUUCGCAGGUCAAAGAGUCCUCGAGAAUCCAUGAGGUUGCCAUGUCUGCAUCAUUCAAGCCUGUGUCAAAGUGCGAUCCUCUGACGGUUGCGCAAGUGCAUGCCUUAGAGGAGGCCAUCUUUAAAGCAGACCUGGAGGAAGCUUGCGUGAUUGGCUUCGUUCUCUAUGUCCUUCAUGGCAGGUUGCGUUGGUCGGAUGCCCAGUGCACUGAAGCUGAGCCAGAGAUUGACUUGAAUGAAGGGAUUGGGCUUCGGAGUGGUUGCGGCGCCGGAAACUUGCGAGUCUCAGAGCGGGCAGGGGUGUCCAAAUGUGAGGCUAGUUCGGACCUUGAGCCCCCUUCGGAGGUCUUCUCGGAAGCGCCCGAAAUGGAGGCGGCUGACGAUUUUGAAGUCAUGGCGGCUGUGGAUUCGGAGGCGCUUUUCAAAGCGAAAUGCAAGCAACUCAAGCUGCCUGAGGAAGCGGUAACCAAAAUGGCUGCCAAGGGGUGGACAACGUACGGCACCUUUGCUUUUGCCGUCCCCGGUGAUCCGGGCAAAAUCUCCAACUCAGAUUUUCGAAGCAUCGUCUGCCAACCUGUACUGGGAAGCGAGCAAGAGCACGUGCCGAAGCUGAGGAGACUCCACUUCGAAGCUUUCGCGAUCACGGCCGCGGAGCUCAAGCGCACUGCAGAGGUGCAGGAGUCUGACCAACCGCGUAAGCUGCCAGUGGUCGAGCUCGCCUUGGUCAAUCAGGCAGCGCACAUGCUGGAGGAGCAGAGGAUCAAAUACGUCGAGUGGUUUCAAUGUACUUCGCGUGCGCAGGAGGUGAAUGCUGUGAAGGAAGACUCGUCAUUGAAGCUCCUCCAAAGUUCCAAGGAAGGGGCAGUCCUCUUGCGAGAUCCCGAAUCCGGGCUGAAGGCGUCGACCGGCUCUGACCUCGAGGUCAUGCAAGCGCUGCGUCGGCGUGGGCUAGCCUAUGAUCUGGCAGCCAUCAUGUCCUUUGCGGCCCAUGAGAAGCCCAUCGACACCUUGUUUGCGGAAUACCAGCGUGACGUGAUGCCGGGCCAUCAUCCGGUGUCCUUCUCCCAGAUGCAGAUGGUGGCGAAGGCCAAGGCCAGGGGUACGGCGGCCGGUGAGGAGGAGACCAAGCCACCUGCAAAGAAGAAGCGGAAGGUUUUCUACCGCGUGCCAAAAGGCCUGUUCGGAGGCGUGGCGAAGGAUAACAAUGGGAGAGCCCUUUGUUUCGACCACAAUCUUGGUCUCGCCACCGACCAUACCUUCUUGAAUCACCCAGCCUGA
This is a messenger RNA of Symbiodinium pilosum, 1675 nucleotides long. Lineage: Eukaryota; Dinophyceae; Suessiales; Symbiodiniaceae. The record is from the annotation of a GenBank genome assembly.